AUGGUUAAAGGUUAUGGUAGGAAAACCAUUUCCCCUAGGUGCUCUAUGAAAAUAGACCUCCACAAGGCUUUUGACUCCCUUGAUUGGAGGUUUAUUUCUGUUGUUCUCAAAGCUAUUCAACUCCCUCACCAAUUUAUUGCUUGGAUUGAAGAAUGUUUUACUCAAGCCAGAUAUUCAAUAGCUUUCAAUGGUACCUUGAUUGGUUAUUUUAAAGGGGCUAGGGGGCUUAGACAAGGUAAUGUGGAAUCGGUUGUUGGUAUUCUUAGUGUGCUUGAUCAAUUCCAUCAAAUCUCUGGUCUUAAACUUAAUUCCUCCAAAUCCGAGCUUUUUGCUGCUGGUAUUCCUAAUGGCAUCAUGGACAAAAUCAAAAGGAUUUCAGGCUUUAAAAUUGGAUCCCUUCAUGUCAAAUAUCUUGGUAUUCCCCUUGUUUCUCGCAAGCUCACGGAUAAGGACUGCGAAGCUCUAAUCACUAAUAUCAAACAAAAACUACAGUCCUGGUGGAGCAACUUUGCUCCCGUUUCUUCUGGAAAUGAGCUGAUAGAAAGGCUACUGGAGCUAGAGAAGAUCCUUGCUGGUAACGACUCCCUCUGGGUAGCUUGGCUCAACAGUUUUGUUCUUAAGAACCAAGACUUUUGGCUUUUUCAAGCUGGAGCGAAUGUAAGUUGGAGUAUAAAACGGAUUUUAAAACUGAGAACAACAUCUUCCCCUUUUCUCACUGCUGGUUUGCAACCCAAAGAAAUCUGGGAAAUAUCCCGUACGCAUGAACAAAAGGUUUCUUGGCAUCGUUUAAUCUGGUUUCCGCUGCAUAUUCCCAAGCAUAGUCUGUUAGCUUGGAUGGUUCUUCCCGAUAGUCUUCCUACCAGAGAUCACCUCCAACGAAUGGGAAUCUGCUCCGAAGGCAUUUGUAUCAACUACAACCUUUUCCAAGAGUCUCGUGACCAUAUUUUCUUCCACUGCCCUCUAGCAGCUGAACUCUGGAGUUCUAUUCUGCAGCUUACUGGUAUGAACUCAUCUUUCAUGUCUUGGGAUGACUUUAUUGUUUCGGCUUGCUCUACUUGGAAAGGGAAAUCUCUUAUCACUGUCCUUUUGAAGCUUGCGUGGUCUGCUUUCAUUUAUUUUUUGUGGCAAGAACGCAAUAACAUAAUUUUCCUUGGACAUCGGAGAAGCGUUGAAGCUUUGCUCGAAGAAAUCAAGAAUGUUGUAGGCAUUCGACUAAGGGGCAAAUCCAUUAAUAGAUUAGAUAGUAUUAACCUUUCUCUUUGUAGUGCUUGGAAUAUAACCUAA
This is a messenger RNA of Hibiscus syriacus, 1284 nucleotides long. RefSeq lists its product as uncharacterized. NCBI's taxonomy places the organism in Eukaryota, Viridiplantae, Streptophyta, Magnoliopsida, Malvales, Malvaceae. The record is from RefSeq and is a predicted model, not a curated record. The transcript is spliced from 4 exons. Bases 1 to 1284 code for a protein of 427 amino acids.